AUGAGUCAAAUUGACUAUGGCCAAUACACCGUGUUGAAGUAUCAACCCAGUGAUACGGGCAACCUCAUCGUGGGCAUCCUCUACGUCGUGUUGUCGCUCUGGUUUUUCGUAGCAGCCUUUCUUUCUCGAGCAAAGUGGACGCUGGUCUUGCCAAUCGGUGCCGCCGCUUCCGCCGUCGGAUUCUUCUGCAGGAUACCUUUGACAAGAUACGACAUGUCCUUGGGUCUCUACAUCGUUCAACAGAUGUUUGUUGUGAUUUCGCCAGCAGCCUUCUUCGCUUUCAACUAUGCCCUGUUUGGGAGAUGGAUCCAGACCAUCGACCCUCGGUUCAGCGGCACUGGUCACUCGAGCUCGUAUGCAUCGACUUUGCCACGAUCCGAUGUCGAACUCGCCUCCAGUCUUGCAGGACACGACAGCGAUAAGCACCAGUACGAUCCCAUGGGCGCUCAGCCAUCUGGCGGUUUGAUGCAGAAGUCGCGAUUCUCCUUCAUCCCACCUCGCCUGGUAACACGCGCCUUUGUUUGCUCGGAUAUCGUCACUUUUAUCGUCCAGGUAGCUGCCGGCGGCAUCCAGGCUACUGGCGUCCAGGAUCUGGUCAACGUCGGCGACAAGCUCUUCCUGGCGGGCGUGGCGGCGCAAGGCGCCUCGUACGUCCUUUUCAGCGUGCUCAUCACCUAUGCGCUCGUUCAACUCGUUCGCGGCAGACAGGGCAGCUUUUCGAGCCUUCCGGCCGCCUCGAAAAAGUUUGUCAUUGCGAUUGCCCUGUCGAGUUUGAUGAUCAUCAUCCGCUCCGUGUAUCGAAUCAUCGAAUUUGCCCAGGGCAACGACGGCUAUCUCGUCUCUCAGGAAAAGUAUCUGUUUGGAUUGGAUGCGGCGCCAUUGAUCAUCGCUAUCAGUGUCUGGAUUUCUGCACACCACCACCACAAGAUCGCCAGCGUGGACGACAGCUUGAUCGGAGACGCUGAUCGAAGUGGCUCUGAUCGCGGGGACGCUGAUGCUGGUCAAUGCGGUGGGGUGGACGAGCAGCCGCAAGUCGCAAGUCGACAAACUCCGCCGAUCGCUGGUCUCUUCUUCUUUCCGGCGCUACUUUCGCGCGAGGUGCACGACCGGGUUCUAGCGCAGGUGUCGGAUUGCGGGUACUUUAGCCUCGACGCUGACGAGGACGAACGCGGUUCUGACGAUACGGAAACGACUGGGCUCGGCGAUGGCAAGGACGCGUACGAUCGAUCGCCGCGGAAUCAGGCGAUGCUGUUCGCAAGGUUGCUGCCAUGCAACGCUGUUGGUCAAGCGGAUGCGGACAACAAGGCUGGUACUGGUUACGACAGUGCAGAAGCGGAUGACCCAGCCGCGGACGCACAAGCCUGCUCUGGCCUGCCGAGGUGGGCUGUUGAGCUGAUCCAGCAUCUGCGGCAAACGCUCAUGGCUGUGGCCGACGACCAGCUCCCACUCGAUGUCAAGCAGCUCGUGUUUCCAACGAGUGGGAUGUUGUCGCGGCAGCUCAUUCUCAACCUGUAUCGAGGCGGCGAAGGACUGGCGUCGCACGUGGAUCUGGUGAAUCGGUUCGCCGACGGCAUUCUGCUGUGCUCGUUUGGGCCGAGCGGGUGUGGCACGGUGAUGGAGUUGACGCACGCGUCUGGGAAAGUGCAUCAGCUGUUCCUUCCUUCAGGGUCGGUGCUUCUGCUGUCGCGCGAGGCUCGGUACGAGUGGAAGCACGGCAUCCCGGCGCGCAGCAUCGACCUUGUGCGCUCGGCCGACGAUCCUGGCCACGUCGAAGCGAUCGCUCGGUCGAUCCGGCUGAGCAUCACGAUUCGCUCGAUGCUUCCGGGCGCCGACAUCGUGGGAGAAUGA
Messenger RNA from Moesziomyces antarcticus, 1848 nucleotides. Its product is annotated as RTA1 like protein. The transcript has 3 exons. Lineage: Eukaryota; Fungi; Basidiomycota; Ustilaginomycetes; Ustilaginales; Ustilaginaceae. Bases 1 to 1848 code for a protein of 615 amino acids. The record is from RefSeq and is a predicted model, not a curated record. Gene Ontology annotation, cellular component: plasma membrane; fungal-type vacuole.